Messenger RNA from Hypanus sabinus (Atlantic stingray), 945 nucleotides. RefSeq names its product late histone H2A.L3-like. NCBI's taxonomy places the organism in Eukaryota, Metazoa, Chordata, Chondrichthyes, Myliobatiformes, Dasyatidae. Gene Ontology annotation, cellular component: nucleosome. Gene Ontology annotation, molecular function: DNA binding; structural constituent of chromatin; protein heterodimerization activity. The coding region runs from base 32 to 415 and encodes 127 amino acids. The record is from RefSeq and is a predicted model, not a curated record. The transcript has a single exon.
UUCUCGUUGGAGUAGAAUUGUGACUGUGGAAAUGUCUGGACGUGGAAAAGGCGGCGCUGGCAAAGCUCGGUCCAAGGCCAAAUCUCGCUCGUCUCGGGCUGGACUGCAAUUUCCGGUCGGCAGGGUACACAGACUCCUAAGAAAGGGCAACUAUGCUGAGCGGGUGGGUGCCGGAGCCCCGGUCUAUCUGGCUGCUGUGCUCGAGUAUCUGACGGCCGAAAUCCUCGAAUUGGCCGGCAACGCGGCCCGGGACAAUAAGAAGACCCGCAUCAUCCCCCGGCACUUGCAGCUGGCCGUCCGCAACGACGAGGAGCUGAACAAGCUGCUGGGAGGGGUGACUAUCGCUCAGGGCGGUGUGUUACCCAAUAUCCAGGCCGUCCUGUUGCCCAAGAAAACCGGCGCUGCCAGUAAGUGAAGCGACGUAAGCUGAAUCUAUUUACCCAAAGGCUCUUUUCAGAGCCACUCACAAUGUCUGUGGAAGGGCUGAGCGGCGGGUCCUUUCCGUCCGUUUGAUAUCCUGCAUCCGUCAGUGUCUCGACCUGUUUCUAACGCGAAUAAACCGAUAUAAAUCUGCACAGAAACCGGUUCGUUUCAGUCCCUGAUCGUUUUCCCCUAUCACCCGACUGAAUGCAGCUCUCUCCCCUUGCAGAGAGUCAGCGGGUUCCCUAGGCGCAGAGUCAUGAAAUGAACUUCCGGAGUCAGCCCCGGGAGGGAGAGUUUAAUCUCCGAUCACUGAACGACUCCGCUCUUCAUCACCUGGAACCGCGUUGUCUGGGUUCCACAUUACGGUUUUACCCCGGACCGUUCCGGUGUGCAGAAGGCGGGAACAUCGCCUGUUCGUUGCUUCAUGAGCGAUUCCCAUCGCCUCACAGAAAAAUAACAUUUGCGUUUUACAUUUCAGAAUCAAGUUUAUUAUCACCGGCAUGUGACGUGAAAUUUGUUAAC